Messenger RNA from Closterium sp. NIES-65, 657 nucleotides. The record is from the annotation of a GenBank genome assembly. Lineage: Eukaryota; Viridiplantae; Streptophyta; Zygnematophyceae; Desmidiales; Closteriaceae.
AUGCAGUUGGAGGGCUCGCACACCGCUUUGCUGAUAGCGAAGACCCUUGAAGGCAUUCUGGCAGAGUGGGGACUGACUGAGACGUUGUUCGCUGCCACUACGGAUAAUGCAGAGAACAACAACAAGGCCAUGCGCAUGCUUGCAGGGGACCCAGCGGAGGGCGCUGAGUCGAAGAUGGCGUCUCCGCUGUUCGACGGAGAUCGCCACCUACGCGAACAGCUGGAUGGCCUUCGGCUGACCGACGUGCAUUGGGAGGCUCUCGUCGAGCUCAAGGAGUUCCUCGAGCCAUUCAACACCAUCACAAAGGCAGCCGAGGGUUCCUUGUACCCCACGGCUGCUUCAGUCGUGCCGUUGUACAACCAGUUGCUCGACAAGCUAGAGAUCUCCUCUCGCAAGGAGGGUGUCACUCCCCUCCGACAGGCUCUCGACUCUGCAACCCUCGCCAAGCUGAAGAAGUUCAAGUACGGGGAGAAGGAAGAGUUGGUGAUUGCCACCUUCCUGGACCCCCACUACAAGAUCGUCUUCUUCCAGCUGCCGAAAUGGGAGGCGCGCAAUGCUGCGCACGUCACAAAGGUGGGGGGGUGUGCUAGGAGGGUGCAAGAUGUAGAUGAGGAAACGGUGAUAUGGCUGGUGCAUGUGCGUUUGGCCAAGUACUAG